This is a messenger RNA of Python bivittatus (Burmese python), 1983 nucleotides long. It is a transcript of the gene ZSWIM2, whose product is annotated as zinc finger SWIM-type containing 2. NCBI's taxonomy places the organism in Eukaryota, Metazoa, Chordata, Lepidosauria, Squamata, Pythonidae. The record is from RefSeq and is a predicted model, not a curated record. Gene Ontology annotation, molecular function: ubiquitin protein ligase activity; zinc ion binding.
UCGCGGAGGCGCGUCUCCGCCAGCCCGGAGCUGAGUUGGCGACAGGACCAGGCGCUGGGCAGCACCAUGCGCAUCGUGCGGGAGCUGGGGCCCACCGCUUUCGUCCUGCAGGAGGAAGAGCAGAGGGCGGCGGAGCACAGGGUUUCCCUGGGGAACCCUCACUCAUGCAGCUGCUCAGUAUUUCUGAAAGAGAAGGACCUUUGUAAACAUAUCUGCUGGUUAUUAUUAAAAAAGUUCAAACUUCCAAGAGACCAUGAAUAUGCUUUACAGAUUGGUCUGUUGGAAAGAGAAAUUAACUAUCUGCUUCAGAGUCCACAACUUGCCCCCCAAGUAAAAAUAAUUGCCCAUUCUCUUAAGGAGUUCCAAACAGUUGAUAAUGGGUAUAUUAAACAAAAAAGUAUUGGUGAUGAGGAUAUAUGUCCUAUUUGCCAGGAUAUGCUGCUCAAAAAAAUGCUUCCUGUCACUUACUGCAGGUUUGGUUGUGGCAACAACGUACAUAUAGUGUGUAUGAAAAUCUGGAUUGAUCAUCAGCGAGAGUUAGAGAAAGAUUCUUUAGUGAAGUGCCCUCUGUGUAGGGAAAAUUUUGCACCACUGAAGCUUAUCUUGGAAGAAUUCAGAAACUGCAAAAGACUUGUGACUAUAGCAGAAAAACAGAGCCUUGACAAACACCUUGGAAUCCCUUGCAAUAAUUGCAGAGUACUACCCAUCGAGGGAAAUUGCUACAAGUGUACUGAAUGUAGCGAAUACCACCUAUGCCAUGGAUGCUUUAGAAGCUUUUGUCAUCCUUCACAUUCUUUUGCUUUCCGAGAGAAAAGGAAUCAGAGGUGGAAAUCAGUUGAACUAAAAGUUCAACUGUCAACAUCAGAAGAAAACCUGAAGAGCAUUAAUCCAGAAGAGAAAUUUAAAGAAGAAAAAAACAAGGAACAAUUCAGCCGCAUACCAGAGCAAGUAUUGAACUCAAUACCAAAUAUGGUGGUUAGGAAGUGCAGCCCCUUACUUGAUCCAGGUUUACAGUGUAGACUCUGUUUGAAGAUAUUCUGCCUUGGUCAAGUGGCAAGAGCCUUACCAUGUAAUCACAAGUUCCAUAGAAAAUGCAUUGACCGUUGGUUGCAGAAAGAAAACGCAUGCCCUAUUGAUGGCCAAGUUGUAUAUAAUCCAUUAACUUGGGAGACUGCACCAAGCAAAGACAAAGUAAAUCAAUUAGGGUCUCAAGCAAAGAGCCUUCUUGCAAAGCAGCCUGAGCUGGAGCUUUGUAUACCAGGUACUGGAUUGUCUGCCAAGCAAAUGAAGCCUCACCAUGUCAUGGAGGCAUCUCAAGGUGGUUUUCAAGGAGACUGUAACAAGAAGAAAAGUUCUGCAGAGACUGAGCAGAAUUUAACACUGAAUGGUUUCAGCUACCCUUGCACCAGAGAUUCUGGCCCUAGCUUGCUUAGCACUCAGAAACCAAGAAAUUUGAAAUUUUCUAGACAUAUAAAGGGUUUAGUCCUUGUUCCCAAAGCUCAUGCUGAUAAAUUUACCUAUAAAGUAGUUGGUACUGCUUCAAGAUUAUGCACAAAUGGAAAGGCAGAUUAAAAUUGCAAUGCUGUACCUUUUUUAAGUAGAUUCUAUUAUUUGGAUAUACAAAGGAUCCAGAUGCUUUAGCUAUUAUUUAAAUGUUAAGAAAUUUUAAAAACUUGUGAAAGUCAUUUUUACUUGGUUUGAUAUUCAGAAAAAUGUUUACAUAAAAUAGUAUGUUUAUCGGCAUUAAAAAAAAAACAAGUUUUUUGGCUCCAGUAAAUUCAAAUUCUUAAGUCUAAAUAUAUGAAGUACUUUUACUAAUGUGUAAAAUGAUGAGGGCACAACCAUUUGACAUUCAACUGCUUGCCCUGAUUCUGCUUCUUCAGUGCAUUCUUAACAUGAUUCAUGAACUGAGGAAUAAAUUGUAAUAAAUUGGGAAUAAAGAAGAAUUCUACUAUGGAUGAACAUCUGAAAAAGCUGCAGAAC